CCUAAACGAGAUGGCUUCCUCCACGCCUUACCUCGUCCUGCUCUUAUGCCUCGCCAGCCUCCUGCAGCAGGCAUCGCUGAUCGCGGCGAACCCGCCGCACGAGCCGCCGCCGGAUGAUUCGAGGGAAAAGUUCGCCAAGUGGGCGACCAAGUACGCCAAGACGUACCCGAGCCACGAGGAGGAGGAGAAGCGCUUCGGCAUCUUCAAGGACAACACCAACCAAAUCGGCGCAUUCAGAGCCCAGACCAGCACCACCGUCGUCGUCGGCGGGUUCGGGCCGCAGACCAUCACCACCGUCAGGGUCGGCAUGAACAGGUUCGGCGACCUACAGGCCGACGAGUUUGCCCAACAGUUCACCGGGUUUAACAGCACCGGCUUCCGUCCCGCCGAGCCCUCCUUCAUCCCCAAGCACACCUGGAAGCCGUGCUGCGUCGACUGGCGCUCCAGCGGCGCUGUCACCGGCGUCAAGUUUCAAGGCAGUUGCUUGUCGUGUUGGGCGUUCGCAUCGGUGGCGGCCAUCGAAGGCAUGAACAAGAUCAGGACCGGGGAGCUGGUGUCGCUGUCGGAGCAGGAGCUCGUCGACUGCGACUCCGGGAGCAGCGGCUGUGGAGGCGGCCGCGUAGACACCGCCCUGGCACUCGUGGCCGCCCGCGGCGGCAUCACGUCGGAGGCCGAUUACCCGUACAGCGGAUUCAAUGGCAAGUGCGACGUGGACAAGCUGCUCUUCGACCACGACGCGUCCGUCAAGGGCUUCAAGGCCGUGCCUAUCAACGACGAAUCUCAGCUCGAGCUGGCCGUUGCGCAGCAGCCCGUCACGGUGUACGUCGACGCCAGCACGUGGCAGUUCCAGUUCUACUCCGGCGGCAUCUUUCGGGGCCCCUGCUCCGGCGAUCCGGCCAAGGUCAACCAUGCGAUCACCAUCGUCGGCUACUGCGAGGAGUUCGGCGAGAAGUUCUGGCUCGCCAAGAACUCGUGGAGCAACGACUGGGGCGAACAGGGAUACAUCAAACUCGCCAAGGACGUGGCAUGGCCGACGGGAACCUGCGCCCUCGCCAGCUCGCCCUUCUAUCCGACUGCUUGACCGUCCAUGCCUGCACGCCUUGGGCUGCGCGGUUGCUUAUGCCAAGUAACAGUGCAUGUUGUUAUAUUUUCCAUAAAGUAUAUGGUGCAUUAUCGACCAUAUACACGGACGUAUUUCCUUUUGUGGCCCUGCAAAAUAAAAUUUUAACCACUGUUGUAU
Lolium rigidum is the source of this 1240-nucleotide messenger RNA. Its product is annotated as ervatamin-B-like. Gene Ontology annotation, cellular component: lysosome. Lineage: Eukaryota; Viridiplantae; Streptophyta; Magnoliopsida; Poales; Poaceae. Bases 11 to 1081 code for a protein of 356 amino acids. The record is from RefSeq and is a predicted model, not a curated record. Gene Ontology annotation, molecular function: cysteine-type endopeptidase activity. The transcript has 2 exons.